AUGGCCGAAUGCUGGGCUGAGUUUGCGGCCAGCGUGCUCUCGGUGGAAUUGAGCCGCGUGAGAGAGCAUCUGGAGUCCGAUUCAGAUGCUGAGGCGCCCUACCGCGAGCUGUAUGCAGCGGCCGAAGCGCUGAAAGGUCUGGAGGCUCGCGCAACCGCAAUCGCCGAAGACGCGGCCGGCGACGCCGGCCCGAGCGCGCGCGCCGCGGCGCGCUGGUGCGUGGACCGCUUGCGGCUGGAGCGCGGCCUGGCGCUGCUGCAGACCGACCUGCUUUCGGAGGGCGAGGCAUUAGUCGCCGCGUCCCUGGCGACACACCACGCCUGGCCGCUGCUGGAAGCGCUGCGCGCGCGCAACGCGCUGGGCGCGCUGUGGUGCGCCCGCGACGACGCGCCGCGCGCGCUGGACCACCUGCAAGAGGCACAGGCGCUGUACACUGCGCGCCGCGGCUGCGCCGCGGGUUGCGGCGGCGGCGGCAGGGCGCGCGGCGGCACGGCCGGCGCCGCCGCCGCCAUCGCGGCAGACGGCCUCGGCGCACUCAGCCUCGCCGACGCGGGCCCCUCGCCGGCCGCGGCGGCGGCGCCGCCAAUGGAUGCUGCGGCACCAGCAGCGGCAGCAGGCGCUUCUCCGGCGGCGCCGCCCGGCGGCGUGGGGCCAGCAGCUGCAGCUCAGCAGGGUCAUCAGGAUGCUGACUGUGCGGAGCGCGAGUCGCCGGAGUGGGCGUCCCCGCUGCGCCCCGGAGACAUCGAUGCGGCCGUCGAGGACGCCCACACACAAACGCUGUUCUUCUUGGCGCAAGUCCACGGGCUGGCCGGGGACCGAGCCGCGUCGGCUGCAUUCUGCGCUGCAACCCUCGCCCGCCAGGCGCGAAAGCCGGGUGAUGUGGACGUUGACGAAUGGGUGCAGAACGUGCUGCAGCUGUCGGGGUUCUACAUCGAGCGCAGCUGCUUCGCGAUGGCGCGCCACUGCUUGGAGGCGGUGCGCGCGCUGCUGCAGCAGCGCCGGCGGCAGCAGCAGGAGCAGCAGCAGCAGCAGCAGCAGCAGCAGCAGCAGCAGCAGCAGCAGCAGGAGCAGCAGGAGCAGCAGGCCUCGGCGGACUCCCCAAAUGCAGCAGCAGCAGCAGCAGCGACAGCGGAGGGCGGCGAGGAGGAGGGGCCCGGAGGGCCGGGCGGCGGCGGGGCGGCCGAGCGGGCGGCGGGCGAGGAGGGAGACGGCGCUUGGGGGCGAGACACCGCCGGCGGCGAGGGCAAGCAGCGGCAGCAUGACCAAGAGUUGGGCCCAAAGCCCUCCCUGCGCCCCGCUGCCCCCGCCACCGGCGCCGCUGCCGCCGCGGCGCUCAACCCCGGUGAACCCACGCGGGCGGCGGUUGUCGACGACCUGCUGAGUCAGCUCGAGGCCGACGUGGCCGCAAACGUGGCGCUCGCGUGGGGCAAGCUGUUUUUGUACCGUCUGGUGGCGUCCCACGAUGUCGGGCUGCUGGGGCGGCCUUCAAAAUGCACCAUUUUGGGGCCGGGUGACGUGCCCUCGGAGGCCAGGUUUGACGAUCUGCCUGGCAUGCCCGCGCUCGAGUCGCUGCCAGAGUGGCGGAGCGGCGGGCGGGUCCCGGACUACGAGGGGGCCCGCGGGCUCGCCAACGCCGCGCUGCCGCUGCUCAGCGCCCCGCUCCGCUGA
Messenger RNA from Monoraphidium neglectum, 1668 nucleotides. RefSeq lists its product as hypothetical. The record is from RefSeq and is a predicted model, not a curated record. Lineage: Eukaryota; Viridiplantae; Chlorophyta; Chlorophyceae; Sphaeropleales; Selenastraceae. The coding region runs from base 1 to 1668 and encodes 555 amino acids. The transcript has 5 exons.